This is a messenger RNA of Bubalus bubalis (water buffalo), 946 nucleotides long. RefSeq names its product CD63 molecule (gene CD63). NCBI's taxonomy places the organism in Eukaryota, Metazoa, Chordata, Mammalia, Artiodactyla, Bovidae. Bases 142 to 855 code for a protein of 237 amino acids. The transcript is spliced from 8 exons. Gene Ontology annotation, cellular component: membrane. The record is from RefSeq and is a predicted model, not a curated record.
UCGGCGGGGGAGGGGGCUGUGGCUGGAGCCGGGGCGGAGCCGCGCGCCGGGCGGGGCCGGAGCCGGGGGGUGCAGCUAGACAGCCCCUGAGCAGCGGCGGGAGAGCAGCACACAGCCUCCGGGAGCCCAGGCCAGGCAGCCAUGGCGGUGGAAGGAGGAAUGAAAUGUGUCAAGUUCCUGCUCUACGUUCUCCUGCUGGUCUUCUGCGCCUGUGCGGUGGGACUGAUUGCUGUGGGCGUAGGGACCCACCUCGUCCUGAAUCAGACCAUCACCAAUGGGGCCACCCCUAGUUUCCUGUUGCCUGUGGUCAUCAUCGCAGUGGGGGCCUUCCUCUUCCUGGUGGCCUUUGUGGGCUGCUGUGGAGCCUGCAAGGAGAACUACUGUCUUAUGAUCACAUUUGCCAUCUUCUUGUCCCUUAUCAUGUUAGUUGAAGUGGCUGCAGCCAUUGCUGGCUAUGUGUUUAGAGACAAGGUGAGAUCAGAAUUUAAUAAGGACUUCCGGCAGCAGAUGAAGAAUUAUCCAAAAGACAACCAGACGGCAUCGAUCCUGGACAAGAUGCAGAAAGAUUUUGAGUGCUGCGGGGCGGCUAACUACACAGACUGGGAGAAGAUCCCGACCAUGACCAAUCGAGUCCCUGACUCCUGCUGCGUCAAUAUCACUCAUAACUGUGGGGUUAAUUUCAUUGUAAAGGACAUCCAUACUGAGGGCUGUGUGGAGAAGAUUGCGGCCUGGCUGAGGAAGAAUGUGCUGGUGGUGGCUGCGGCAGCCCUGGGCAUUGCCUUUGUGGAGAUCCUGGGUAUUGUCUUAGCAUGCUGCCUUGUGAAGAGCAUCCGAAGUGGCUAUGAGGUGAUGUAGGGGGUCUGUCUCUUCAGCCCCCUCAUCCAGGGGAGUGGGGUAAUAUACUCCAGGUUUUUCAAUUAAACGGAUUAUUUUUUCAGACCCCAAA